AGAGCAGUGUUUAAGAGCACCGUUUCUAAAUAGCUCGGUAUAUAAAGUGUUAAGAUGACAUAUUUUCUGCACGUUGCAUAUAAAUAACAAAAACGUGUAUUCGAAGGAUUUAUUUCGUGGGCCUCCUUCGAUCGACACCUAGGCUAACAAUAAGCGUUGCCUAUAGAGCGACUCGCUAUUGCGCAUGAAUUAGGAGCAUUAUGGCUUUUCGCUGAUUCCGGCUGUGAUUUCGCUACAUAGGUGCUCGUUAUAGCAAAGUUCGACCGUGGUUUUGCUUUUUCAUAGAACCCGAGCUGCUCGAGCAACUGGUAACGUUGAACGAUCGCAAGAAAGGGGAUCGCCGAAAGGAGUCACGAGACUCGACGCAUCAAUGAAGCGUUCAAUCCCUCGCGAUCGUUCGAGAACACCGAUGAAAUAUCAAAUUCUUUCUGAUACGUACCACGAUAAUCGAUGGAAUGACUUCUUCAUGCUGCACCUUCGAGGCUAAGAGUCAGCUCGCGGGCUCGAAAGAUCAUUUGGAUCGUGUUGAUCCGGAUUAGCCUUCCCACGAUGCAACGAAAUGCGCGAAGCGAUUUGUCAUGUUUACAUUUAAUCGGACCUCGGCGCAAUGGAGGGAUUGCGACGGGAGAAAGGGGUGGUUCAAAUUUUUUCAGGACGUGAUCUCGACCCGCAGGUUUCUUUAGAGAAACAUAUACUACGGAAUUUUUUUUACUUCGGAAUGGCGCAGAAAGGCCAAUCUUUGUACGAACGAUAAAAUUGUUUUUCUAAAUACGUCCUGAUACGUAUUCUUUAAAAUUUUCGUUCUGUACGCGAACGUAAGCGUGUUCUGUUCGUCUCUACAAGUCAUCUAAAUUAUCAUCAAAAAUUGCUCCGGACACGUACACAUAACGCUUUCCAUUCCCGUCUAUCUCGUUGUACAUCUCGAUUGCUCGAUUCCUCGAUACGUGGAAAUUUCAUACAUGCUUAUUGCAUGAUGCGCCCCUCGAACUGUUUCUUCUUUGCCUUAAUGAUUUCCGUAUUUGAUGAAAUGAUUCGAUUUACGUCAAAUCCACGCACAGACGUGUUAUUGAAUCGUUAAUGAGAGACCCUUAAUGACUGCUGGAUGCGAGUACGGGCUUCGUAUAAAACACUCCGAUGUAAUUACGUUCAAUGAUUGCGAAUUCCUGGCAAUUAUUAGAAGCAUUGCACUCUCCAUUGCAUAGCACUCUGAAUUAGAAAUUCUGCAAUUGUAGAAUUGUUGAAGCUGUACCGUGUUGACUGUAGAGUAUAUAUGUAUACUAAAUCUAAGAAAUUGUAAUGACGACGAUUAUAAUAACGACUAUACAACAAAUCCUCGAACAAAUGCGAACGAACAAGAUAGAGUAAUUACAGUAAUGAAGAGAAUAUAUUUACUACGACAUUUGCCACGUUGAUUAUACCAUACCUCCAAUUAUUCUGUAUUAAAUUAUAAUUUCCAAUCUACAAAUUACAAAUGUGCGUAUUUAUAUUUUUAUCCAUUUAUGCGAUCAUAUAGUUGAUACAAAUUUCUUUCGAUAGUAUUUACUUCAAAUGUCGCUUCUCUUUUGUUCAAAAUAUAAUAGAAAUUUCUUUUAUUCUGCAAAUGUUACAACACGAACUUCACUUCCAAUCUUUUUUCUAUUCUUGUACAUUGUUUGCAUUUUGUAGGUUCUUGCAUAUUCAAAUUUCCUAUAAAUGCAUAAAGAUCCGCAGGUCUAGUCGUCGCACAGCUGAAACCAAGGAAGACAGAAACUAACAGGACGGUUCCUAAAUUCGCGAGGUACGCGAACGAAUGCGCGAGCGACUGUACGUCCUAAACAUCCCUGACAUUUUCUUUUCCACCUCGAGAAAGAGGUUGUCCAGAAUUGAAUGGGUCGAAAAAAACAAAAGUGGCGCAGUACUCGCCUUCUCCGGGUCAGUCCAGGCAAGGUUCUAAGGCAAUGUGAGGCAAGGUGAAACGAAGCAAGGCAACGCGCAUCAUCAUCCCCCCUUUCUGUUUCAUGGGGGCCCCGGUCCCAACACGUUCAAGUAUCAUCUUAUUAGAGCCACGCUAUAUAAACCCAUCCUGCCAGCAUGCCCAGCAGUUACGUACUGACUUUAUUCACAGCUGUGUGCCGGAGUGCAACGAUAUUGUUAUACGACGAGAACACGUGCUUCAUCCGAACUGUAUCCGUGUAAUCCGACGUAGUGCUUUUAUAAAGAGUCGACUUCCCAUUCCCCACAGUGAACGUUCCGAAAAGCGGUGCGUGAGUUAAUUUCGACACGCCUGGGUCAACAUUGGUGCCCCAACAACAUGUUUUACCUCCAGAUAACAAUACUCUGCAUGGCAGUGGUGUACGUCAUCUGCGAUUUACCUCCAGGAACAAGACGUAACACGUACCUGCCUCCCGAGCCAACGAAGGGUUACAAUUACGAUACGCCACGGAUACCAUUCCCCAAGCCCUCGACCUCCAGACCACCCUUUUCAUCAACAACGCCUUAUCCAAGCCGAACAACGCGUCCUUAUCCUAAUCCAAAACCAACCCCGAAAUUCCCGCCGUCGAGGCCAACUCCUGGCGAGGGUUAUCCGCCGCCAGGUCCGAGACCCACUCCAGAGUUUCCAGACUAUGGAGUACCGACCGGACCUACUGGAAACACCAUUACUCCCGGUGGACAUGAUCACCACCAUCACGAGCCAGGCAUGCCGUUCGAUUUUAAUUACGCAGUGAAGGAGGAUGCAUUCGGCAACGACUACUCCCACAACGCAAUUAGCGACGGCGACAUCGUUCGCGGCGAGUACAGAGUCCAACUUCCGGACGGAAGGACGCAGAUCGUUCGUUACACCGCCGACUGGAAACACGGGUUCAGCGCGCAAGUCUCCUACGACGGAAAUCCCCGUUUCGACGUUCCUCGGCCGCCGGGCAGCUUCGCUGGCUAUUAAUUGUAACAUGGUGCCUAGGGGUUGCAAACUUGUACGAUAUUUAUCUCUUCGUGCCCUCGCCUAGAUGCAGCGAAUGUCUAUUAUUUUCUUUUCUUAUCUUUUUUUUUUCCUUAACUCAUGACGGUUUGUUUGAUCGCAAACAUAAGUAAAUUACGAUGGAAACGAAAUUAAAAAUAAACGCAACGUAGAUCGUUUUUAUUAUUGGUUUACCAUCAUUAUAGAAAAUCGCAUUAAACAUAAUCGCAAGCGAAAUACUUUUAUGAACUAAAGAAUAAUUCGCGAAAGGUGAACACGGUAGAUAUUUUAAUCAUAAGGCAAAUUGUCUGAAACUGUUAUGUGAAUCGAAAACUAUACGGUGUGCACGAAAGGGUUUAGUACACGUUUGUUUCGCGGUUUUUAUAGUUCUCACCGUGCAGGUUCGACGUCCCUUCGACUUCCAUUCGUUGGCAGUAAUCAGACAUGGGCAAAAUGAAAUUUCGAAUAAUGGAUGACGAAUAAUAGCAACGUGUAAUGAUUUAUUCGCGGUACUGUAAUUUUAUUUACAAUUCAAAUUUUAAUUUUUGUUAAACGAAUAACCCACAAAAAAUCGUUUAUCUUUCAUCCGUUAUUCGAAAUUUUCAUACAGAUAAGAAUUUUGUUCAGCUUUGUCUCUAAUUGCUCGAAUCGUCUAGAUAAUUAAAAUUUUUAUUUUACGUUUUAUGUCGCUUCGUUUACAGUUGGUAUCCACUGCUAGGAUUGCUAUCCGUGUCAAAUAUGAGAAAAGUACAUAAUGAACUUCGAUCUUCAUUACGCGCUACUUUACUUCUCUUAUUUAUAUUUCUAUAUAUUUAAAAGUCAUGAUACAAUGAAUUAUGGUAAAAAUGUUGUUUUUUAUUUUUGAGAAAUAAUAGAAGUGAAAUAAUUGGUAAACACAAUCUCUUGUGAAUAAAUGAGUAAUAUUAAGUUACCUGAUAGCUAGUUGACAACAAAUUAUUGAUGUAGUGUAUAUACCGAACUCAGACCAAAAUUAUUAUUAUACCAUGUUUAGCAUAUAUAUGAAAUAUGUAUAAUACCAAAUGGACCAAUAUUAUUAAUGUAUCUAUAGAAGAUUAUGAUUACAUAUCAUUUGCCCUUUUAUUAUUCCUAAACAAUGAAAAACAUCAAUUCCUACCAUAAUUUUAUUGGAAAAGAAAAAACAUGUAUCAUUAUUUCCAAACUCGAAAAAAGCUGAGGACAGAAAAUGUUUAGAAAAAGAUU
This is a messenger RNA of Hylaeus anthracinus, 4153 nucleotides long. Its product is annotated as pro-resilin-like. Gene Ontology annotation, cellular component: extracellular matrix. Lineage: Eukaryota; Metazoa; Arthropoda; Insecta; Hymenoptera; Colletidae. The record is from RefSeq and is a predicted model, not a curated record. The coding region runs from base 2291 to 2917 and encodes 208 amino acids. The transcript has 4 exons.